Molecule: messenger RNA, 441 nt
Organism: Hibiscus syriacus
Lineage: Eukaryota; Viridiplantae; Streptophyta; Magnoliopsida; Malvales; Malvaceae
Exons: 4
Coding region: 1-441 (146 amino acids)
Source: RefSeq, a predicted model, not a curated record
AUGCCGUCUCGAAACAAGGCCGCCAAAAGCAACAUUCAAGAUGGCUCCGUUCCUCAACACCAAGAGCAUAGGAUUGACUUGGCGAGAGUAUUGGCUAGUAACUCCUUGCCUGAAAAAGUGUGGCUUAAGCAACAAUUUGCAAUUGGUGUUAACGAUGUAAUUGAACGGAUGCCAGCCAUUAAGGUACCAUUGAUCAUUGCUAGAGAUGAUAAAUCAAAAAAGGUACCAUUGAUCAUUGUUAGAGAUGAUAAAUCAAAAAAGGUACCAUUGGUCAUUGUUAGAGAUGAUAAAAAGGGGUCCUUAAGAUUAGGUGAGCUUGUAAAGCUGAAAACAACAAUUGUCAUUGGAGUAAAGGCUCGAGGAAGUGCUGUCAAUCAAAUAAUGGAGAGAAUUCUUGAUGGUGAUGAACUGAAUCAAGGAGCAGCGCUUCAAGUUCAAUGA